This is a messenger RNA of Exserohilum turcica Et28A, 894 nucleotides long. RefSeq lists its product as uncharacterized. Lineage: Eukaryota; Fungi; Ascomycota; Dothideomycetes; Pleosporales; Pleosporaceae. Bases 124 to 663 code for a protein of 179 amino acids. The record is from RefSeq and is a predicted model, not a curated record. The transcript is spliced from 2 exons.
ACGGACAACCCCAGAUUCCAAAACUACUGUCCCUACUGCCAGAUAGCGACCGGACCGUCUGCAUUACCACCCCAAGGCCUACGCGACCCGCCUACAUAUUCGCCACCACCCGAUGAGCAGCACAUGGAUGACGAGUUACCACCCUACUCAGCACACAACUCGCUGCUGACACCGCCGCCGGAGAAGGCCAAGAAGAAGGGCGAGGACGCACCCGAUGUGCUGCAUUUUGUCGACCAGAACAACGACUCGAUACUCUCGUUAUCACUGCGCUACGGAGUCCCCGCCGACGCCCUCCGUCGAACGAACAAUCUGUUUGCCGAUCAUCUGCUAGCGGCGCGUAGAACGGUUCUGAUACCAGGAGAAUACUACAAAGGCGGCGUCAGCCUGAGUCCGCGGCCACUCGAAGGCGAGGAGGAGGAGAUCAAGAAGACCAAACUGCGCAAGUUCAUGGUCAAGUGCAAGGUUGCAGAGUACGAUGUUGCGCUUUUGUACCUCGAACAGGCCAGCUGCAACCUCGAGCAAGCGAUUACUGCGUUCAAGGCGGACGAGGAGUGGGAAAAAGAGCACUCUCUGGAAGCAGCAAAGAAGGGUAAGUCGAGGGCUUCACAGAGUCUAGGACGUCGGAAAUGGGGGUUCGGAGGCCUUACGGGUCAAGCCUCGUAGCGCAACAAAGUGUUUCUUCUGGUCAAAACUUUUGCGCAGUGCAUGCGUUGCCGCUGUGGCUCGCCGCGAUAACCGUCAAGGCUGGCCGUUCGCACGGUGACAGCGGUAGUAUCCGCACAUGCGGGUCAUCAACCUCUGGCGCUAUGGAGAAUCGUCCGAGCAGGACAGGCAGGCAACCCAUGCUUCGGUGAUUACGCAUGUAUGCAUGUUUCUACCAUCGGCUAAUACGGC